Messenger RNA from Cyanistes caeruleus (blue tit), 1571 nucleotides. Lineage: Eukaryota; Metazoa; Chordata; Aves; Passeriformes; Paridae. The record is from RefSeq and is a predicted model, not a curated record.
AGCUCCUGGAGGCCGCGCUUGUCUCCGCAGGUGCUGCAGCAGCGUGCGGGGACUGGAGACGGCGCGGGACUGAGCUGGCAGCGUCCUCUUGAGCCUCGGUGUCCCGCAGGGCCGGGACCGGCAGUGACCUCUCAUCAUGUCCCUCUCUGCUCCCCGUGGGUGUAAAGCUGUUCCCGAGGCCGAUCUCCGAAGGGCGAUUUUGGCACUCCUGAAGGCUCGGGAUCGAGGUGCUGUAUGUUCCAGGCAGAGAGAUGGCUGCUGCGAGCUGGAGGAGAGCGAAUUCUGCUCCGUUCAUGGGAUUGUGAAGGAGCUGCUGCACCUCCAGCAGGGGCCAGCAGCCGGGGUUCCACACUUGCCUGGGGCGCAAGAAGCCGCUUGUCCUACGCCGGAGGAUGCCACUUGGGAGCGUGCAGUGAGUGAAGAUGCAGAGAAUGGAUUCUGCAGCAACGAUGGGAGUGUGAGGGAGCCCCUGGGUGCCCAGGGCACAUCAGCAGCUGGCAAUGUCCACAAAAGAAUCCUCAGAAGAUUCCUGGGCAAGCAGUUCAGGUGUCGUACUGUGGCCAUUAUGGUGAGUCCUGUGCUGCUGACUUUGGUGGUGACCCUGGCUGUGCUGUCAGCACAACAGGCUCCAGUUCCACCUGUGCCUGUGCAGGGCUGUCCCUGUGGCUGGGUCUGCUACUGCGGGACCUGCUACUACUUGUCAAGGGAUCACGGCACCUGGGAGCAGAGUCAGGAGCGGUGCUCCAAGCUGGGGGCCUCCCUGGCCAUUCUCAAGGAGGAGGAAAUGGAUUUGUUCUUCCGGCUCCGCGGGAACACCGAUUACUGGCUGGGGCUGCGCAGACGGGGCGAGCACCUGCAGUGGGUGGACGGCAGCAACUUCAGCUCCUGGGUUCCUGUCCUCGGCAAUUCAGAGUGCGUGUACCUGGCCGACGAUAAAUUCAGGAGUGUGGACUGCUCCAACGAGCAGCCGUAUCUCUGCAGCAAGGCCCAAACUCCUCUCCAGUGACAGAGGGUGGAGAAAGGACCUUCUCCACGCUGGGCAGUCUCAGCUUCAGCUCUCAGCCCUGUCCUUUCUCAGCUGCACCCUGUGCCUCGCACUUUCUCUCAGGGUCACCUCAGUGCCUCUUCAUCCCCACUGCCAACGCUGGCCUGGCUGUCCAAAGGAAAAGGCUCGGCAAUACCUCCUGCCACCGAUGCUCCCUGCAGGGAGCGCCUUGCCCUCAUGGCACAGCAAGCUCAAAUGGGAAAUCCCACUCUUGGCAUCGGGCACCUGACUGGCAAGAAUGGUCUGUCUGUCUGUCUGCCUUGUCUGUCUGUCUGUCUGUUGUGAAGGAUGUGAGUGUCCUCCUGCGGGAGGAAUCCCAGGCUGGAGCAGGACAAGGAUUUGUCUCCCGGAGGCAACAGCAGUGACAUGAGGUGACUGUGGCCAAACAUCCCUCUGCCACUGUGUGGGGAGGAGGGAGGGAGGCAAUGGGGGAUGAGGGAAAGGCCAGGAAGAAGAGAACGGUGUGGGGAAGGUGCUUUUUAGGAUUUGGUGUACUUCUCAUUUUUUACUUCUGAUCUGUUUAAUA